CGAACUUAUCACCCAAAAAGGCAGUUUCGUGUUCAACCACAACCAUGUCUGAUAUUGGAGAGACAUCCUUCUUCGAAGUCACCUUGUCUGACCUCGAAGAAGACUCUAAUCCAGACACCGGACUGUCUGAUAACGAACAGGGAUGCCGUCGAACCCGUCCAUUCCGUCCAGGAACCCCACUUCCGACAACCCCAAUUCUAGACACCCCGACCCCGGCGAUGGAAAAGAAGGGCUGGAAGUGGUAUGAAGCCCUGCUCAACAUCUUCCCCGAGGAAGAAGGCUUCACGGUCAGCAACAACAUCUCAUACUUGGACCCUCAUUGGCAAUUCCUGACCGUCUUCACCUACGCCCACGGGCUCUUUUUCUCCUUCGUCAUUGGGGAUGAGGCCGAGGAGGACCCGAGGAAGGCCAACGCGGAACGUUUGCUGCGCCGGUGGCAGAAGGCCAGUGACACUGUGCCUCUCGAAGUCAAGACUUAUGGGGGGUACAUGGUGGCAGACAAGGUGUGGUUCUACGCCAAGGAAUGCUGGAACGGAGACAUGGAGACGAUGGAGCGCAGCAGCAUCCAUCAUCCACAGGGCCUGCACCAGAAGGAUGACUGGGAUAAGAUCGAGGGGUUCCUGUACGAGAUCAAGGACGAGGUUCUGAAGACUCGUUUCGAGUCCGAGGAGUAG
Messenger RNA from Aspergillus heteromorphus CBS 117.55, 674 nucleotides. RefSeq lists its product as uncharacterized. NCBI's taxonomy places the organism in Eukaryota, Fungi, Ascomycota, Eurotiomycetes, Eurotiales, Aspergillaceae. The transcript has a single exon. The record is from RefSeq and is a predicted model, not a curated record. The coding region runs from base 45 to 674 and encodes 209 amino acids.